AACAUAUAUUUAGUUGCAUUAUUAUAAUUCAACACGUACUAUAUAAAAUAUAAAUUAAAUUAUUGAAAAAGCUUUGUCUCUAAGUAGUGUGAAAAUGAUGGAAAUUGUGGAAGAUGAUAAAUUUGUGGAAACAGUAAGAGGACCUGUACUGCUGGAUCAACUCGGUAUUACAUUAACGCACGAGCAUCUUUUUAGCGAUUUUACCAAUUGUUUUAAGCGAGCUCCGUAUUCGCAUGAGCUUUCGAGAGAUCAUACAAUAAUUACAUUGAAAGGUAGCGGCUAUCUUAAUCUAUAUCCGUAUAGCAAUAUGAAUAAUUUGAAACUUAUUUAUGAGAAAGAAAGAGUUUUUCCAACUGAAUUAUUGGAGUUUAUGGCACUUGAUGGGAAAACAAUUGUGGAAAAUAGCAAUCAUGGUUUGAGAUGUUUUAACAAAUGGCACGAAUACAGAAAUGUGUCCUUAGAAGAGGAAAUUAACAUAAUUAUUGGAACAGGAUAUUAUGUUGCUCAGACGCAAGUUGGAUCAACCUUAAAUAUGUCCAAAAGAAAGUAUGUAUAAUGUUAUGUGUACGGAAUUAGAAGAAGGUAUUGUAUAUCGUGAACAUUAUCUAAGUUCCAAAAUAAAAGCAGGAUUUAUCGGCGA
Linepithema humile (Argentine ant) is the source of this 640-nucleotide messenger RNA. Its product is annotated as phosphotriesterase-related protein-like. Gene Ontology annotation, molecular function: hydrolase activity, acting on ester bonds; zinc ion binding. The record is from RefSeq and is a predicted model, not a curated record. Gene Ontology annotation, biological process: catabolic process. Lineage: Eukaryota; Metazoa; Arthropoda; Insecta; Hymenoptera; Formicidae.